Molecule: messenger RNA, 1093 nt
Organism: Ruditapes philippinarum (Manila clam)
Lineage: Eukaryota; Metazoa; Mollusca; Bivalvia; Venerida; Veneridae
Exons: 11
Coding region: 94-1047 (317 amino acids)
Source: RefSeq, a predicted model, not a curated record
GAUUGAUUGACUGACUGAUUGAUUGAUUGAUUUUCAGGUUUACGGAAAGCAAUCAGCAGUCAACCGUGUUUAAGCAACACACAAAUUUGGUCAAUGAUAGAGCCUAUUGCAAAACACCAACUGCCUUGUCUGCAUCGAGCAAUAGCAGAUAUAAAUGCUGAAGUUUUUGGUAUGGAUGAUCAUGGGGAACAUUGUCAAUGCAAUGGCAGCUUUCAGAAGACAAUCAUCACUAUAAUACCUGGUCUAGCAGAUCACAAUGGGGAAUGUAUUAGAUGGAGUCCUGAUUGUUAUUAUCUGUUCGAUUAUUUCUACGUUAUGUAUGAACAAAGGGAACAUAAAUCACCGUGUCGCACACACCAUCAUGUUUGGAGACAUUUGAAUGGUAUACCGGAUUUUAGACUGAACCUACAACACUAUCUGAUACAACAUCUAAAUCAAACAUAUUCAGCGGGGCGUCAGGAUACAUGUGCUUGCAAAGACAAUCGUCUAACAACAAAAGUUUCAUCAACACCUGCAUCUACUACUUUGAUGACAUCAACAACGCUAAAGACAUCCACUGUAAAGACAUCACCUUCCACAGAUCUUAUAUUCACGACUACUUUACCCAGAAGUUCUUCAGAUACAGCUACUCCUUUAGUUACCACAAAAGCUUUUCCAGCAUGCAUGAAGUAUGAGGUUAUUUCUGAUGUCGCAAGCUCAAAAUACGAAUCCAAUUCAGAUGCCCGACAAUGUCCUUCAGGCAACAAAACUUCACACGAGGCUCUUGUAAUAGCUAACUGUAAUACUGGACCAACAAAUACUUGGACGAAGGGCGCAAAUGUGAUGUCUGUAUGUUCAUCGCUUCCCUCCUACACACCAGUUGCUUCAAUAUCCAGUGGAAAUACAGGACUAAAUUGGGACAGAUCAGGAAUAUUCAUAAGUUGUUUAGGCAACGGAUUUAAGAUAGCUUAUCAAGACUGCGAUACGACGCCGACUUUAGCUCACAUUAUUAGUGGGAAUGGAACCGGAGUACGCGAUCCAUACAAUUAUUUUGUCAUUUUGAAUUAGACCAAACAUUCAUGUUAUGUCGGAUUAAAAACAUCGCUUACAGGCU